GCUACAUCCGCCGAACAAAUCAUGGGCGAUCGACACCAAGCAUGUUUUGACUCGCUCACAUUUGGGGUUCAUACUACGAUUGGGUACUUUGACUUGAGCGCCCCCGCUAACCCCGAAAAGACUUUGGGCAAUAAGGCUGUAAAAGAGGGCAGCACCAGCGGAAAUUGGAUACACGACCAUGAACUGGAGGGCAAGUUAGAACAAUUGUCUUUGAUCAGCGGAUGUAGAGGUCCAAUUGAUAAUGGGGACAAGGAGGAGACCACCAAACCUCAAAUUGUGUUCCUAGCGGCAUAUGGACUGCCAAUGAACAGAGAUCUCGCGAUUAGAAAGGGCCACUUUGUUAGCAUUAUGGACACUUGUUGUUUUCCGAAAGAAUUCUAUGAGGCACUAUGCGAGAAGACUGGCCACUUUGCUCAUUUCAUAAGCUUCAUGGAUGAUGAGUCUCCAGGCUGGAUCUCCGUUGUUGUCAAAACACCUCACUCGGAAGCAAACUUUUCGUUCGUGCUCCGUAUAAGAAUUAGUGACCGCUCGACAGUUUGCCUCUUAAUGAUCCAGGAUGAUCAAAUGCUAGAUGCAGUAGUACACCGCCUAUAUGCGCGCAAAAGAAUGUUGCAAGAGGCGCCACUCCAAAUACUGAGCAUUCUUUGUGAGGAAUACGGAUGCAGAAACGAAUUGUGGCGAGAAGAGCUUGAUAUGUCCAUCGUUGGUUUGGAGCAACGCAUCGUCAAGAUAGGAUUCGAUAUCAAGAGCUUCGAUGAAGGCAUUAGCACCGACGAAUCACUUACCAGGUGGCUUCACAAAACAAAUACGAACUUGACGUGGCUUGACUGUACGACAAACUUUGAGCUCAACCUUUUGAAAUUCUCAAAGGAAACGAUUGAGCUCUAUGAAACAAUCCGUCAUGAGCAAGAUUUAACUAUGCUUCCUAGAAGGUGCCGCACGCUCAUUGAGUGUGAGAUUAACUCCUUGAUGAAUAGCUGCUCAAAUCGCCAAUAUCACGGAAGCCGGUUGCAAGACAGGACGAAAGUGCAAAUCGCCAUUCUCUCAUCCCAGAUUUCGCAAAGAGAUAGUAGGAUCAAUCUCUCCACCGCUCGGGCUUCAAAAAAUAUUGCUCGAUCCACCCUUCAAGAUGGUCGAGCAAUGAAGACUAUUGCUGUACUAGGCUUGCUGUUCUUACCCGCAACAUUCAUCGCGAGCAUAUAUGGUGCAGGCAUUGUUGACUUGCGCUCUGAUAGUAUAGCUGUCCCUCGCCUCUGGUGGACAUAUGCUAUUGCGAGUGUUGCUCUGACACUCUUAGUUCUAAUAAUUUGGGCUGUAUAUAUUCAUUACACUAAUAGAAAGAGCGUGUCAAAGGACCUAGAAGAGUUGGAGAAGGCAGAGAAGGCAGAGAAGCUUGCUUAACGGCUCUUUAUUGACUGCUGCUGAGAGGUUUUAGGGUCUUGAAGUUAAGGAAAUUAGGCACUUAGGCGCAAAACAACUUG
Messenger RNA from Hyaloscypha bicolor E, 1481 nucleotides. RefSeq lists its product as uncharacterized. The transcript is spliced from 6 exons. Bases 22 to 1401 code for a protein of 459 amino acids. Gene Ontology annotation, cellular component: membrane. Gene Ontology annotation, molecular function: metal ion transmembrane transporter activity. Lineage: Eukaryota; Fungi; Ascomycota; Leotiomycetes; Helotiales; Hyaloscyphaceae. Gene Ontology annotation, biological process: transmembrane transport; metal ion transport. The record is from RefSeq and is a predicted model, not a curated record.